Molecule: messenger RNA, 561 nt
Organism: Penicillium salamii
Lineage: Eukaryota; Fungi; Ascomycota; Eurotiomycetes; Eurotiales; Aspergillaceae
Source: the annotation of a GenBank genome assembly
AUGCAGUUCAUCCAACAGUAUUCCAGUAUACCAGUACCUCGAGUUUUUGCAUAUGAAUUUCACUUGAACAAUUCAGCAAGAGCUGCUUUUAUACAAGGAUUUCAGGAGUUGUUUCCCAGCAGCGUUGCUAUAGACGCUUUAGGCAGCUACCAGGUUUAUCGCGGCGUGAUACCCAAAGAACACCAGACAAAAUUCUACGACUCUGUUGCAAAAUGCUAUGUUUUUUCUCUGUUCAGGCCUACAUAUAUGCAGACUCAUUUCCUGAGGUCUUAUUAUGUUAAAUUCAAGUGGUACAAAAAGACAACCAUACAAAUGAUGCAGAGAAAUUCAAUCCCAGCGGAACGAAGAGUCUCGAUUAUCGAGAGCUUUCCAUUGCAGAUGAAAGCGAUAGCUAAUCGGCUAUCCCUGUGCAAGGAAAGACUAUUCCUCCUGUUCCAUGAUGAAUUUCUCCACAGUAAGAUCAUGGUGGAUGAGGUAGACUUCGUUGUAACAGGAUUCAUCGAUUGGGAAGGUGUAUAUCAGCUCUUUGAAAACUCAUCGCGUUUCCCGACUUCCUUAUAG